This is a messenger RNA of Neoarius graeffei (lesser salmon catfish), 512 nucleotides long. RefSeq names its product cystatin-B-like. The transcript is spliced from 3 exons. NCBI's taxonomy places the organism in Eukaryota, Metazoa, Chordata, Actinopteri, Siluriformes, Ariidae. The record is from RefSeq and is a predicted model, not a curated record. Gene Ontology annotation, cellular component: cytosol. Gene Ontology annotation, molecular function: cysteine-type endopeptidase inhibitor activity. The coding region runs from base 140 to 442 and encodes 100 amino acids.
UUUUUGGAGGUCUGUAUUUCCUGUCAGGUGAUUUUAGGAGUAGCAGGUUGUGGUUAUCCAGUGUGUUUCAUUACUUUAGGAAGGCUUUGGGAACAUUAGAGUAAACAAUUUUAUUUACUUUUGCUUCCAGACAUCGAAAAUGCCUUUGUUGUGCGGAGGAACCACCGAGGAAAAGGAUGCCACUGAGGAAGUGCAGAAAAUCUGUGAAGAGAUGAAACCUCAUGCAGAGGAAAAAGCUGGAAAAACAUUUGACAUCUUCACUGCUAAAUCCUACAAGUCACAGGUGGUAGCUGGGACAAACUUUUUCAUCAAGGUCCAUGUAGGUGGUGAGGAAUUUGUUCACCUGCGUGUCUAUAAAAUGCUGCCACAUGCUGGCGGCAGCCUGCAACUUAAUGGAAUACAGACAGCCAAAACCCAUCAGGACGCCAUCGAAUACUUCUGAACAUGUAUUAAGUCCUGAACUGUCAAGCAAUGAGCUGCUUCAAUGAAUAAAAUGGCAGUGAUAAAUAUCA